Molecule: messenger RNA, 4091 nt
Organism: Sander lucioperca (pikeperch)
Lineage: Eukaryota; Metazoa; Chordata; Actinopteri; Perciformes; Percidae
Gene: inpp4b
Product: inositol polyphosphate-4-phosphatase type II B
Exons: 23
Coding region: 280-3117 (945 amino acids)
Cellular component (GO): cytoplasm
Molecular function (GO): phosphatidylinositol-3,4-bisphosphate 4-phosphatase activity
Source: RefSeq, a predicted model, not a curated record
UCUGGACUGCUCACAUGUGCUGCCCGGUGGUUGUGGGUGCACACUGCAGCUACUACUGGAUACAUUCUUUCACCCCCCCUUAACUGCUGCCACGGCACUACCAUGACAUUACCACAGCAAUCACGUGAAAUGGAAACUGUAACAUCUGUACAUGUUCUAAGUGCAGAGGAGGCCAUCUGAGGCUGCGUGUGAGCCAGGGAACUGGACUGGACUGUGGUGUUUCGUGGAGGAGGUGGGAGAAGAGGUGGAGGAGGGAGAACUGAGGGGACAGCUGGACAGAUGGAGGACGGCACCCAACAACUGGGACACUGCAUGGUUGACAUGAAGGAGCUGAGUGCCAACCCUGAAGGACUGACCGCUGCCGGUGUUUUUCUAACACCUAAGCUGCCUCAGGUGGAGUUCAGCCUUGCCUGUAAUGAUCUGGUGGCCUCAGGCAGAGACAGGAAGCCCAAUGCGUUGGUCCAGGUGGCUGUCAUAGAUCCCCACAAGCAGCAUCUCGUCUCUCAUGCCUGCACAGAGAUAGUGGAGGCGAACAAAGACCCGCUGUUUCUGACAGGGGUGACCUUCCCUUCAGAGUAUCCUGGUAGCCCGGAGACACUGGUCAAGCUAAGUGUGUAUGAUGCAAAGGACAAGAGCCAGGAAUCAAGCAGCUUCCUGGGUUGUGCCACAUUUUCAGUAGGCGAUCUGCUGAGGGCGAAAGAUGAACGACUGACCUUAAGUCUCAGGUCGUCUGAUGGUGUGUGCGCAGCGGGAACGGUGGUGGUAAGUCGUCUGAAGAUGGGGGAGAUGGAGGAGGUUGACGUAGACCACAUCACUACUGACAUACCAUCACACAAGUGUCCCUUGGUUUGUGAGUCUGCAUCCCACGCCUGCAUCGACAGAGAAAAUAACCCACUGACAGGGCCAGUGUUCAAGAACCCAAUAUGCAAGGUGUACAGAUUUCAAACCGUGGACAGCAAGUGGAUGCUUGUGCGAGAACAAAUGGAGGAGUGCACUUUGUCCUUUAGCAUCCCCAAACAGCUGCUCUCACUGUAUAUUCAGGAGGACAUAAGCAGGGUGCAGGACCUGAAGGAGCUGGGGGAGCUUUCUCCUCACUGGGACAACUUAAGAAAAGAGGUGAUGACACGAUACGGAGGAAUCAUCAGCUCUUACCAAGAGACUUUGGCUGAACUGGACAAGAUUACUGGUCAUUCAUUCAAGCCAAGCUGCUGCAAAGCCCAGAAAUCUCUGGAGUUCAUCCCAAUAAACUUGCACACCCAGCGGAUGAGGGUGACGUGCCCCAGAAAAACAGAUGCAUUCUAUGACGUUGUCACUGUCGGUGCCCCUGCUGCCCAUUUCCAGGGGUUCAAGUGUGGUGGUCUGCAGCGUCUCCUUAGCAGAUAUGAAGCAGAGAAAAAGAGCUUCAGCACUGCCUACCAGUGUAUCUACUACUCCCCAGAGCACACAGCCAAAGCUCAGGAGGUACUCAGCACCAUGAGCCUCCUCCAGCCCCUCAUCACAAGCUUAGCGGACCAGCUCCUCCAGGCUGCCCAGGAGCACUCUUCCCCUGGACUGAGGGAUGCACUCAAGAACCUUUCUGACAAGACAGAACAAUUUGUUCACACGCUUAAGGAUGAAUUGGUCAAGAGUGCGCUACUGGCACUGCAUGCAGCGCAGCCCGGAUACAUUUCCAAGAACCAGAAGCAAACCCCGAUGCAGGGAGGCCAACACCAAGGCCACAUCCACCAGGGCAGUGACCAGAAUCAGAGCCCAGUCCAGGGACUUCCAGGCCACAGUCCAGCCACGUCCAUCACUGACAGCACAGCAGUGUGUAAUAACGUGGAAGGAUCCCAAACCACGACUAGAGGCGAAGGUGGGCCGCUGAAGCACCAAGACUCCAUACCACACCAUAAAGAGUAUGACGAGGAGGAAUGGGACAGGGUGUGGGCCAACGUUGCCAAAUGUCUCAACUGUGUAAUCGCCAUGGUGGAUAAACUCCAGGAAGAAGACAACAACAAGCAGGAGCCAGUCCCUGAGCAGCACCUCGCUGAUGUCAUCACCUCACACAACCCGGGCGACUGGAGGGAGCAGCUGCGUCCUCUGGUGACCAGGUUAAAGGAGUGUGUGAUGGAGGUGGUGGAGAAGGCAAAGAGAGCCAUGACUUUUGUGCUCCUGCAGGAGGCAGCCUGCAGCAUUCCACAGGGCUUCCUCCUACAACAGAGGCGAGAUGUGGUCUUCAGUCAAGCACUAGCAGCAUUAGCCUGUGGUUUUGUCAUGAGGCUAUAUGCAGGAAUGCAGGACCAAGGCUUCCUGAGGCAGCUCCACCUAGUUGGCCUGGUGGCCCAGUUUGAGAGUCUGCUCAGCACCUACAGUGAGGAGAUCGGGAUGCUGGAGGACAUGGAGGUUGGAAUCUCAGACCUGCAGAGAGUCACGUUCCAGAUUACAGAAGCCAAGACAGAUGACCUUAGUGACCUCCAGCCUUUAGUGUGUGGCCGGCGAGACCACUUCACAGUAGAAGUGCCAUUACCACGACUGGUUUUCCAGACCUUGCCAGAGGAGAUCAAGGAGGGCAAGCCUCUACGAGUAUUCCCGGUGCUGUUUAACGUGGGCAUCAAUGAACAGCAAACAAUAGCAGAGAGGUUUGGAGAUAUCUCUCUACAAGAAAGAAUAAACCAGAGGAACUUUGAGAUGUUAGAAGCCUAUUGCAAAUCAUUAAGUGAACAGGUGCCACUAGAAUUUCUACCAUGUUUUCAGACACCAACUGACAUAAAGGAAUUACUUGAAACCCUGGGCCAGAAUGUAGUUACAAAGAAGAGAAAGAACGUGGAGAUACUGUGGAUUGCUGGAACAAUCUGCCGAAGGUUAAAUGGCAUCAGGUUUACCAGCUGUAAAAGUGCCAAAGACCGGACAUCCAUGUCUGUCACAUUAGAGCAGUGUGCCCUCCUACGUGACGAACACCAGCUCAGCAAGGAUGUCUUCAUCCGUGCACUGGACUGUAUGCGGAGAGAAGGAUGUCGGAUUGAGAACGUUCAAAAGAAUAUUAAAUGCAGGAAAUAUGCCUUCAACAUGUUGCAGCUGAUGGCCUUUCCCAAGUGCUACCGACCACCAGAGGGAACUUACGGCAAAGUUGACUCUUGAGGACGUAAGCCAUGUACUGUAAAACCAUUGUCAUUGUGUGUUACCCAAGUAGUUAUUUUUUCAUGGCCUAAGCAGUGCAACUGUGUUGGCAAACUAUAGUUUGUCUAGAGUCUUUGUGUGGCUGUACAGUAUGUUAAUGAUUUGUUUUAAGAUGUUAAGCCGUUCAACCUGCAUUUGUGUGCAUGAAGAAUUGUGUGUGUGAGAGAGAGAGAGAGAGAGAGAGAGAGAGAGAGAGAGACACACAACAGUAUUAACUAAAAUGUUCACUUACUACCUUUUCUGAGCUAUUUUAGAAGUGAUUCAGUAAAAACUUCGAGUUGAGAGUAUUUUUUGUUAAAUAUGCUGUUCCCACGGUCGAGAAUAAACUUCCAUGCUAUAGUGAUUUUUGGAUGGGAGUAUAAACCCCUCUCUACAAUGACUUGGAAACAAACCGUUUAUAGCCUAAUUCCAUGUUUGGAUGCACUUUUACAUAAUGAAAGUGCAGAUUCAUAGCUGAAAGUGUCCAGCUGUAUAGGAAUUUGUACAUUUCUGCAGUUCUUGAUCAGCUGAUCUGUAUUUUUAUGGCAUCACAUAUUCAGGUCUAAACUUGUUUUUGACUGUUGCAGACAUAUUUUCAUUAAUUUGUAAUAAGUAACAUACCAGUAUUUCAAAGCACAUGUUGAAUCCUGUUUUCUAACUCAUUCCAUUAUCUUAAUGGUUGCACUUAAUCUUUUUCCAUAAUCAUUUUAUAUCUCAAGGUACAGACCAGUGAAACCAUAUGAAGUACAGGUGGAAGUUAGAACAGAAUGAGAAUAUUGGACCAUUAUUUCUGAAUGCUAUAUAUAAAAUUCAAAUAUUUAUUUUUGUAUUCUUAAACAAUUUUCUUUUAUUCUAAGGGCUGAUACCUUGGACCUUAAUGCAUGUUUGAAAUGUAUUUGUUGUGUUGUAUAUUGGACAUUUACAAUUGUCUAUUUGAAAUAAAAUAAUGGAUUGAU